Messenger RNA from Cooperia oncophora, 507 nucleotides. The record is from the annotation of a GenBank genome assembly. Lineage: Eukaryota; Metazoa; Nematoda; Chromadorea; Rhabditida; Trichostrongylidae.
AUGAAGGAAGCUUUUCUGAAGGCCCUGCCAUCAAGUCUGAAAGAGCUGUUGAAGAACAGCCCGGAUAGUGUUGCUCCACUGAAAGAACUUUUUGCUAUUUCCCAGAGAACCGGGUACGCAGACCAGCUGGACUUCACAAAGCUUUACAAGAUAGCUGAUGAUGUAUUGAAGCGUUCUGGGCCGUCUCGACCUGGUAAACGUAAAACUCAAGAUGAAAGUGUUGAGGUGAAAAUUCCGACAUCAGCAAAGCGGAAUAAACUAGCGUCUUCGUCGCGGCAUCGGUCCAAGCGAGGCAACAUCCGUGAUACACCCAAGGAUUCACCACGAAGACACGUUAGAUUAAAAAGACCGGCAGCACGCGUCGGAUCGGAUGUUAAACGAAGUCCAACUAAACUGCGUAAAAUACCGGGAAUGCAAAACUUUGCUCGCGGUCGACGAUCGAUAGUGAUUGAUCAGAUAACGAAGAAGUACAAGAGAAUUGCUGAAAAGAAGAAUCGCUUGUCCUGA